CAAUAACAAUCUUCACCAUGCCGUACGAAGGACACUGCAUGUGCAACAACAUCAAGGUGACUCUGGCUGAACAACCAGCAAACACACUGCGAUGCCACUGUCGCAAUUGUGCUAGAUCCGGUGGUGGAUCAUCCCUCAACUACACAGUUGAUGAACCCGAUGUCACCAUUGACGAUCCACAGUCACUCUUAAAAGACUAUGAGGAUAAUGAUACCACUAGCGGAAAUUGUGCUCUGCGGCAAUUUUGUAGUAAUUGUGGAUGCCCCGUCGUUGCCCGGAGCCAAUUCCCCGGAAAGACUCUAGUCAAAGCUUCUUUGUUCGAUGAUAUCUCUCGCCCUGUCAAAGAAGUUUAUACACACAGGAAGCAAGAAUGGUUGCAAGCUAUUGAGGGGGCGGAACAGGAUUGAGUAUGUAUGAUAGGUUUGGGAUAAUGUAGGUGCAUAGCGAACGACGCACCUAACCACCACCAUGAUAUUAUUCACGACUGUAGUUUGCCACAACACAGAAAAUCAAUUAAGUCUAGUCAG
Messenger RNA from Aspergillus ruber CBS 135680, 527 nucleotides. RefSeq names its product GFA family protein. The transcript is spliced from 5 exons. The record is from RefSeq and is a predicted model, not a curated record. Gene Ontology annotation, molecular function: carbon-sulfur lyase activity. NCBI's taxonomy places the organism in Eukaryota, Fungi, Ascomycota, Eurotiomycetes, Eurotiales, Aspergillaceae. Bases 18 to 407 code for a protein of 129 amino acids.